AUGGGGGUACUAUUGCUACCCACAAAAGGGAGACGCCUCUACAGCAUAAAAAUUAUUGACAAAGUGACAAAAAAAAGUGUAAAAAUAUAUGAGCAUUCGUUGUUUGGGCGGAAUGGGAAAGGAAAGAAAUCCAACGAGGGGUAUCCACAUUACGAUGGUGAGAGUACGUUCCCCACUGAUGAAGGACAUCCGUGGGGGCAGAAGCAGAGGGGGACACCCAUAGUGGGUGUCAAAACUGAUGUGUGUAAAGUGACCUCAAGGAAGGAAUCCAUUUUUUAUGAAAGCGAAAGAAUUAUUAAGUGUGAAAGUGGAGCAGGUGGCGAUGGAGCUAUCAGCUUCAAGAGGUAUAAACGGAAGGUGUUGGGACCGUUGGGCAUACCAAAUGGGGGAAAAGGAGGAAACGGUGGUGAUGUGUACUUACGUUAUUGGGACCCUAAAGGGGGGGGUCCUCUCACCACGAGGAGGAAGCGGAGAGAUGGAGACAAACAUGUGUAUGUUAACAACAUGGCAGAGUUACCCUGCGUUAUUUCGGCCACGAGGGGAGAGAAAGGAAAGGCUAAUCAGCUGAGAGGGAAAAAUGGAAUGAGCGUUUUUUUACAUUUUAACAAAAUGUGUCAUGUGUAUCGGCUGUUUCCGCGUGAGGGGGAAGAGGCUUCUUGUGGAGGGGUGGAAGAAGCCACAUGUGCAGAGGUAGCAGAAGCUACUUGUACAGAUGAACCUUUGCACAGCUUAAGAAGACACACAUGCGACGCACAGGGGACCCCCUUGGGUGAUGGACAAAGGGACGUGCUAAUGGUGGGGAGGAACAACCAAUGGGUUACCCCCCACGUGAAGGGAGAUCACCACAAUAUACUACCCUACAAGGAGGAACUGCGCCGCAAGGACGAGCGCCUAUUCCGCAAGCCAUACAUCGUUGUCAUAAACAAGUGCGACGUCCAUUUCACGGAGAAGAUCAAGCGGGCGGAGGAAGCCUACCGGGACAUAAAGGCCCAUGGCGGGGACGACGUCCCCGUUUUCUUCAUCAGUGCCAAGUACGCAAUGGGGAUUGACAAAUUCGUUACACACCUGCGGACGUGUGUGCAAAGGUUGAAGCACGCCAAAUGUUGA
Molecule: messenger RNA, 1107 nt
Organism: Plasmodium cynomolgi strain B
Lineage: Eukaryota; Apicomplexa; Aconoidasida; Haemosporida; Plasmodiidae
Exons: 2
Coding region: 1-1107 (368 amino acids)
Cellular component (GO): mitochondrion
Molecular function (GO): GTP binding; GTPase activity
Source: RefSeq, a predicted model, not a curated record